Caenorhabditis angaria is the source of this 4516-nucleotide messenger RNA. The record is from the annotation of a GenBank genome assembly. NCBI's taxonomy places the organism in Eukaryota, Metazoa, Nematoda, Chromadorea, Rhabditida, Rhabditidae.
AUGGUUUCCAUGCGGUUUCCAGGUCAGCCAGCCCCCACCUAGUGGCGAGCUGGCCAGCGAAUCUCUGAGCAAUUUCGCUUUUCAUUCAAAAAUUGGAUAAAAACAUACGUCCUACUUUGACUCUAUUCAAUAAAAACACAAUUUCAAGCAAACCCUUGCAUUUUUCAUGUUUUGCAUGAACCAAAUAUGAUAAACAAAAGAAUUAUUCCUUACGAUUACCUUGACCUUUGCGAUAAAUAAAUAGUGUUGACCUUCGUGACCAUUCUGUAUGUAAAUAAUUGUUUUUGUAUACCUACGUCCUCAUUAACAAUACCAAUCUUUUCUCUCUACAUUUUACGUUUUCCGUUUUCUGGUAAUAUCGCAGUGUACCCCUAUUUUGUCAGGUUUUUUUGGUUUGCGAUUUUUAAAAAUAAGUCACUUUUCUGGCCAGCUCCAAGCUGGCAAGAGAAUCUCUGAUCGUGAGUAUGUAAAGAUUUUUCCUCAGAAAUUAUGGCAAAUACGAAUGAAUUGCUGUGUGAAAAUGAGAAAGAAACCAUAACUGGACUUCUAGCACAAAUCAAAGAAUUGGAAGAUAAACAUGAGAGGUGAGUUUUUUUCGAAAACCCGUUGAUUUGGUUGAUUCUUUCCUUAAAUUAAUCUUUCAGACUUCAAGAAGAAUUAUUUCGAACAAAUGCUAAGUUAGAGAACUUGAAGGAAGCUAAAGAAACAUUGAAACAACAAAUAAAUGAGAGUAUAAGAUUUAAGGAAACAUGGGAAAACAGAUUGAAAGCUUUGAAAGCUAAUAAACAAUGUUCAAAGUUCAUCGAGAAUGUAAGUAUUUUUUUAAAUUUGAAUGAUUUUUUAUUGUUGAAAACGUUCCGGAUUUUUUACUUCUAAAAUAUAUUUUUCAACACGCAUUUGCGGACACAACCAAUUCUGAUCAAAUUUUUAAAAUCUACCUCUCAUUAAAAUCCCGUAAGGUGCAAAAAUUGAUAAUAUUUUAGAGGUGAAGUUCGAAAAAAAAAUAAGUUGUGCUCAUUUGAAAGAGCAUGUUGUGAUUAGUUCAAUCCUCGAUGAAUUUUUUUUUCUGGAAGCUUCUCAAACAUUAAAUCCAAGCUACAGUACAUAUGGACUUUCAAGCCAUUUUACACGGCGUUUCACUGUUUUUUCGAACUUUACAGUUUUUUGUUUGAGAAGCUUCCAGAAAAAAUCCUUCGAGGAUUGCACUUUUUCGCUCAGACUCCACCUUUGAAGUUUUCUGAAUGUUAAAUUUUCGUAGGGUUACUGUAGAGUUUUCUGGGUAUCGAACCCACAAAAAGAGGGUAAUCUCUGAAUGGGGCCCCUGAAUGGGGCCAUUUUCUCAGAAAAUGGGGCCACCUGAAUGGGGCCACUUGUGUGGCAAAUUCCCUCAAUGGGGCCAGCAAGAAAAAAAUUAGAAUUUCUCAGUUUUUCCUUAAUGGGGCCACCUAAAAAGAUAAAAUACAUAAUUUCUGCAUAUUUCCUCAAUGGGGCCAUGUAUUUUUUGUGCAUUUCCUCAAUGGGGCCAUCUUUUCAUUUUUUUAAAUGUAUCUUGUGACGUCAUAGUGAUUGUGAAUUUAAUUUUGGUGAAAGUUUUCGAAUUUUUUGAGAGCGUAUGUGAGUUCUUACCACGAAUGCCAACUUUGGGUUCUAAAGGCAUGGAGCCUCUCCUACAUGAAAAUUAUCAAAAAUCACGCAGAAAAUUCAGUUUUUUUUGAACGAAUUCGAGAAAAAAAUAUCAAAAGUUUUCUCAAAUUUUCCGGUAAAUUCACCGGAAGCAUGUUUUGAAAGCUGAACCAAAAUCUGGAAGUAGUUCUUUAGAUAACUCUCACAGAAAUUCUAUAUAGAAUUUGAAAACUAUUGAAGAACAUGUCACAAAAGUUUGAUAUUUUGGCACAUUGCCCAAAAACAAGAAACCGACAUCGCGCAAAAAAGUGUGUUUUUUUCGGAGACCCAGAUGAGUUUUUUGGGAAGUUAUCCUAAAAACUUGUUGUCAACUAGCAAAGAAUACGGUAAUAACCAAAAUUUAAUGAAAAUCAACUUAUUAAAAAAAAAUAUCAUUUUGAUUCAAGAAAAUAAUUGGGCAGGAAAUUUUAAAAAAUUACCCAGAAAAAUAAUUCGAAAUCAUCAAGAAAAAUUUCAAUAUUUUCAUAGUCACAGCCUGAAAAUUUGAAAAAAAAAAGUUACAUUUGAAAUAUCUUCAAUGCUGAGAAUAAAAACCACAUCAUAAUAACGUGAUCAAAAAUUCGAAAACUUUCACGAAAAUUAAAUUCACAAUCACUAUGACGUCACAAGAUGUAUAAAAAAUGAAAAGACACAGCAAAUUUUUCACUACGCAUUUUCUCAUUGCACAAUUUCACGUGUCGCUACAGUACUUUCGCAAAAAAAAUGUCUUUUUUUGUUUUUUUUCACAAAAAAUGUGUUUUUGAAGCCGAAACCGAAGGAAACAUGCUCAAACUACAUUUUUAGAAGUAGUUGAUAAUUUUUCAAGUAGUAAUAGUUUUUGAAUCAAAAGUUUAUUGUCUUUCCUGGGAAAAUCGAGAAAAAUAUGGAGAAACGUCAUUUUGAGCGGAAUUAGAAGAUUAAUAAGCAAUUAUCUGUCUUCCGGACCUCCCUCAACCCUUCUUUGCUCAAUUCUGAUAGUGAAAAAUCAACUUUUCCCUGAAAUUCGGGUUCAAAUCCUCAAAAAACGAGUAAAAACAGGAUUUUAUUAGGCUCCGCCCAGAUGUGUGUGCCGCGUGAAAAACACAUUCUGCAAUGAUUUUUUUAUUUGAGGUCACGUAGAAAAAAAUUUGCUGUGAAAGAUGGCCCCAUUGAGGAAAUGCACAAAAAAUACAUGGCCCCAUUGAGGAAAUAUGCAGAAAUUAUGUAUUUUAUCUUUUUAGGUGGCCCCAUUAAGGAAAAACUGAGAAAUUCUAAUUUUUUUCUUGCUGGCCCCAUUGAGGGAAUUUGCCACACAAGUGGCCCCAUUCAGGUGGCCCCAUUUUCUGAAAAAAUGGCCCCAUUCAGGGGCCCCAUUCAGAGAUUGCCAAAAAGAGGAGGGGUCCCUGAUUGGAACGAAAAUAUUUGUUUAUUAAAAUUUCAACACUCCGAUUUUUCUGAAUACAGCCUAAAAAGUUUAAAAUUAGAUUUUUACGCCAUUUUACACUAUAGUUCUAAUUUUGAACUUUUCAGGCUGGAUUCAGAAAAAUCGGAGUGUUGAAAUUUUAAUAAAUACGAAUGUCGCAAUUGCGACAUUCGAAAAAUGAGAACAGGGGGGACCCCAUUGAAAAAUCCUGCUUCCAUCGAGACACCACCCAACCGGGAUUUUAUUAAAAAGGCAGAAAUAUUUGCCUUCCAAUCAGGGCCCCCUCCUCUUUUUGUGGGAGUUCGAUCUCAGAAAAUUUUGGGCAACGAUUUAGCAAGUUGCUGCCCUCUCGCAACUUGCUAUCUCCUUGCUGCACUUCUAGCGACUUGCGCGAUUCUUGCUGCAUUUUUAGGUUGCAAUUUGCGUCAUGAAUUUGGUCCAGCGAGUUGCGAAAUUCUUGCUGAACCCAUUUUUAUUGAGAUGGACAGUCACUGUCCGACAGUGGCCGAUUACGGAAGAAGAGAAUCUCGAGCUAGUUUCCGAACCGCAUGUUUCAGCAAGCAGAAUCGCGCAUUCAAUACAGCAAAAUUGCGAAAAAUCUCCUGAGUAUAGCUAGAUGAAUUUAUUAUUUACGGUAGAUUCGAUCGAGGAAAAACAUGGGAUCAUCGCGUGUUGGUUUACUGUAGAAGCAAAAUAUGAAAACAAAAACAUAUUUUCAAUUUUUGUUGUUCUCACUGUGUUUCUUUCUAAUAGAAAAAUGCAAUCUCGAGGAGACGCAGACACUCGCUGGUCUCGACGCGCUGUGUGUCUGCCGCACACUAUUUCUCUCCCUUUUUCGGCGAGAGAUUUGUCUGCACAUGUUAAAGUCUGCGUCUCCCUCGAAUUGCAAAAAAAAAAAUACAGUGUUCUGCUCACUCACCAUUUUCCGGACGCAACUGGACAAAAACCAGAAAAACAAGCAAAAAGCCGCCACGUAUCGCCACGUAUUUUCUGACAAGCGAAACGUGGCAAGAUUUUUAUCUCGUUGAAAAAAAAAACAAAAACAAAAAACCAAAAAAACAUUUUUUCACGUGACCCAAAAAAAUUGAUCAGAAUUGGUUGUGUCUCCAACUGUCUCCAACAACAAGGGAACUUUCAAAAACUUUUGCGAACAUCUAAUAAAACCGAAAAAUGACCGUUUUUUUAAACUCGAGCUCAUCUGAUUAAAUUUUAAAAAAUCGAUGGUUUGUGGAGUAUGCCCAGGAUCUUUUAUGAGACCCUAUUUCAAUUCCUAAUUUCUAUGCUGAAAAUUAAGUUAUUUGUCAUGUGAUGGCACAGAAUUUCUUCCCUUCACAAAAACUGAAAUAGCUGUUAGAAUUUUUAAAAGUUGGGUGUAAAUGUCAUAAUUUCUCAAAAAAAGCAUGAUCUCAAAAAAAUGUAUAAAUUCUACAGAUUCACGAAUCUACGGAAUAG